Messenger RNA from Exophiala spinifera, 642 nucleotides. RefSeq lists its product as uncharacterized. Lineage: Eukaryota; Fungi; Ascomycota; Eurotiomycetes; Chaetothyriales; Herpotrichiellaceae. The transcript has a single exon. The coding region runs from base 1 to 642 and encodes 213 amino acids. The record is from RefSeq and is a predicted model, not a curated record. Gene Ontology annotation, biological process: ribosomal large subunit biogenesis. Gene Ontology annotation, cellular component: nucleolus.
AUGAGGUACAGUAAUCUCAUUACCAUUUUCUCUGUCCUGGUAGCUGAUGAAUUUAGGAUCGAAACAUGCCAUCUGUGCUCUCGCCCAGUUUACCCUUCCAAAGGAAUAACAUUCGUUCGCAACGAUGCAAAAGUCUUCCGAUUCUGCCGCUCCAAAUGCCACAAGAACUUCAAGAUGAAGCGACAACCCCGUAAACUCAAGUGGACCAAGACGUCUCGCGCUCUACGUGGCAAGGAAAUGAUUGUCGACCAAAACCUACUUCUAUCACAAUUCGCCAAGAGACGAAACGCACCUGUCAAGUACGACCGCAACCUCGUGGCCGCGACCAUGAAGGCCAUGGAACGCAUCGAAGAAAUCAGAGCCCGACGAGAGCGUGUAUACACCAGACGCAGACUCAGCGGAAAGGCACAACGCGAGGCAAGAAGACGACAGGAUCUCAAGGUCGUCGCGCAAGGAGAACACCUCAUUCGAAAGGAAUUGGCAGACCUCGAGGCCGCGAGGGCGGAGACGGAGCCUAUGGUCGAGGAAGUCAAGGCCCAAAUGGAGACUUCAAGAGUGGUUGGAGAGGAGAGACUCAGACAGAAACGAAAGAGGAAGAUGCUUGUUGGUGGUGGCACGGAAGAGGAGAUGGAUCUCGAUUGA